AUGGCGCCCGGCGAUGGUCCCUCGAGGAUGCACGGCCUGCAUGGCAAGAAGUUGAUCUACUUCUUGUCCAUCUUCGUGUCGUUGGGAGUAUUCCUCUUUGGCUAUGAUCAGGGUGUCAUGUCCGGAAUCAUCACAGGCCCUUAUUUCAAGGACUACUUCAACCAGCCCUCCGCCGCUGAGAUCGGGACAAUGGUCGCGAUCUUAGAAGUAGGAGCGUUCGUUUCAUCUCUAUCAGUGGGAAGAAUAGGUGAUAUGCUGGGGCGGAAGAAGACGAUUCUGUACGGAGCCUUGAUAUUCGUGGUGGGAGGCGCGAUUCAGACGUUUACUACGGGCAUGCCAAUGAUGAUGUUGGGCAGGUUUAUCGCGGGUCUGGGCGUCGGCGCAUUGUCAACCAUCGUGCCAGUCUACCAGAGUGAGAUCAGUCCUCCGCACAAUCGCGGCAAGUUGGCGUGUAUUGAGUUCUCGGGAAAUAUCUUCGGGUACAUGUGCAGCGUGUGGGUGGAUUACUUUUGCAGUUACAUCCACGGAGACUGGGCAUGGCGCGUGCCUUUGCUGCUGCAGGUUGCAAUGGGAGGACUGCUUGCCGUGGGCAGUUUUCUAAUCGUGGAGAGUCCGAGGUGGCUACUGGACAACGAUCACGAUGAGGAGGGGAUCGUGGUCAUUGCGAAUCUUUACGGGAAGGGCGAUAUUCACAAUCCGAAGGCCAGGGACGAGUACCGCGAGAUCAAGAUGAAUGUGCUCCUGGAACGACAAGAAGGCGAGCGAUCUUAUGCGGACAUGUUCAAGCGCUAUUACAAGCGUGUGUUCAUCGCCAUGUCCGCACAGGCGCUGGCCCAACUGAACGGCAUCAACGUGAUAUCGUACUACGCACCACUGGUCUUCGAACAAGCUGGAUGGGUUGGACGAGAUGCGAUUCUCAUGACCGGCAUCAACGGAGUCACAUACCUACUAUCGACAAUCCCGCCCUGGUACAUCGUGGACAGCUGGGGACGGCGUUUCAUUCUUUUAUCAGGUGCGCUGAUGAUGGUUUUCUCGCUGUCAGCCAUCUCCUACUUCAUCUACAUCGACAUACACUGGACACCUACCGCCGUAGUUGUCUUCGUGAUGAUCUACAACGCGGCGUUCGGAUACUCAUGGGGACCAAUACCAUGGCUGUACCCACCAGAGAUUCUACCAUUGACGAUUCGAGCCAAGGGAGCAAGUUUGUCGACUGCCACGAAUUGGGCCUUCAAUUGGCUAGUGGGAGAAAUGACACCCAUACUCCAAGAAGCCAUCAAGUGGCGUCUAUACCUGCUUCACGCCUUCUUCUGCGCCGUCAGUUUCGUCGUCGUCUGGUUCAUCUACCCUGAAACCGCCAACGUCCGCCUCGAAGACAUGAACUCCAUCUUCGGCGACGCCACAACCAUCGCCCACACUCCAGAAACCCUAGCAGAAGCCGAGUCCAUCUUCUCAGGCAACCGCAGUCCCGUUCCCUCCUUCGGCGGCCUCGACGGCUCCGGGCCUCAAGAUGCCAAUAUUCCCGAUAUGGACCUCCAGCCUCCUGAGGUGGAAAUCCAGGAUGGAAAGCCCAUGCUGAGUAAGGAUGAGGAGCAAGGAGAAGGUGUCGGGGGUUGGAUCAGUAAUGUUGUGAAGAGGGCGAAGGGCGAGGGGGCCAAUGGUGGGAGUCAGGGUGGAGGGAGUGGGAGAUAUAGAAGGGUUGGGCAGGAGGAUGAACGAUGA
Molecule: messenger RNA, 1719 nt
Organism: Fulvia fulva
Lineage: Eukaryota; Fungi; Ascomycota; Dothideomycetes; Mycosphaerellales; Mycosphaerellaceae
Product: High-affinity glucose transporter
Exons: 2
Coding region: 1-1719 (572 amino acids)
Biological process (GO): carbohydrate transport; transmembrane transport
Cellular component (GO): membrane
Molecular function (GO): carbohydrate:proton symporter activity
Source: RefSeq, a predicted model, not a curated record